Penicillium atrosanguineum is the source of this 1077-nucleotide messenger RNA. It is a transcript of the gene glnA, whose product is annotated as glutamate--ammonia ligase. NCBI's taxonomy places the organism in Eukaryota, Fungi, Ascomycota, Eurotiomycetes, Eurotiales, Aspergillaceae. The transcript has 5 exons. Gene Ontology annotation, cellular component: cytoplasm. The record is from RefSeq and is a predicted model, not a curated record. The coding region runs from base 1 to 1077 and encodes 358 amino acids. Gene Ontology annotation, molecular function: glutamine synthetase activity.
AUGGCUGCUGAUUCAACUGUCGUCUCCAACACGGAGAAUCUCAUGAAGUACAUGUCCUUGGACCAGCGUGGUCAGGUCCAGGCUGAGUACAUCUGGAUUGAUGCUGUCGGUGGCACUCGCUCCAAGACCAAGACUCUGUCCAAGCCCGUCAAGACCGUUGACGAGCUCCCCGAGUGGAACUUCGACGGUUCCUCCACCGGCCAGGCCCCCGGCGACAACUCCGAUGUCUACCUCCGCCCCUGCGCCAUCUUCCCCGACCCUUUCCGUCAGGGUGACAACAUCCUCGUCCUCUGCGAGACCUGGGACUCCGAUGGCAGCCCCAACAAGUUCAACUUCCGUCACGAGGCUGCCCGCCUGAUGGAGACUCACGCCAAGGAGGAGUUCUGGUUCGGUCUUGAGCAGGAGUACACUCUCCUCGGUACUGACGGUUGGCCCUACGGCUGGCCCCGUGGUGGUUUCCCCGGUUCCCAGGGUCCCUACUAUUGCGGUGUCGGUACCGGCAAGGUCUACUGCCGUGACAUCGUCGAGGCUCACUACCGUGCCUGCCUGUACGCUGGUAUCACCCUCUCCGGUAUCAACGCCGAGGUCAUGCCCUCCCAGUGGGAGUACCAGGUCGGCCCCUGCCCCGGUAUUGACAUGGGUGACCACCUCUGGAUGUCCCGCUUCAUCCUCCACCGUGUUGCCGAGGAGUUCGGUGUUCGCAUCUCCUUCGAGCCCAAGCCCAUCAAGGGUGACUGGAACGGUGCCGGUCUUCACUCCAACGUCUCCACUGCUUCUACUCGUGCCGAGGGUGGCAUGAAGGCCAUCGAGGCCGCCAUGAAGAAGCUCGAGGCCCGCCACGUUGAGCACAUUGCCGUCUACGGUGAGGGCAACGAGGAGCGUCUCACCGGUCGCCACGAGACCGGCAACAUCGAGAAGUUCUCAUAUGGUGUCGCCGACCGUGGUGGCUCCAUCCGUAUCCCCCGUCAGGUCGCCAAGGACGGCAAGGGUUACUUCGAGGACCGCCGCCCCGCUUCGAACGCUGAUCCCUACCAGAUCACUGGUAUCAUCGUCGAGACUAUGUGUGGUGGCCUCUAA